ACGUCCCUCCCCUCACCGCCCUCCGCCGCCCUUUCCCGCCCACACCGGCGGCGGUUGCCCGUUGCGGAGCAUGGCUCCCCGUGCGCCGCUGGCGCUGUCUCUCCUCCUCCUCCUCCUCCUCUCCCCCUGCCUCACCGCCUCCUCCAAGCUCAACAUCCCGAAGGUGUUGCUGCCCUUCACCCGCGGCACCCACGUCAACUUCACGCUGGAGGCCAGCGAGGGUUGCUACCGAUGGUCCUCCACCCGGCCGGAGGUGGCGAGCAUAGAGCUGAUAUAUCAGGAUGAGCGCCAGUGUUCCCAGAAAGCUCUUGUCCAGGCACGGUCCUCGCAGCCCACUCGACUGACAAGUAUCAUCUUUGCUGAAGAUAUAAUGACUGGACAAGUGCUUCGUUGUGAUGCUAUAGUGGAUACAAUUCAUGGCAUCCAGAUCGUGUCCACAACAAGAGAGCUCUAUCUUGAAGAUUCACCACUGGAGCUAAAAAUUCAGGCUUUGGAUUCUGAAGGAAACACUUUCAGCACACUGGCCGGGUUAGCCUUCAACUGGACAAUAGUAAAGGACACAGAGGCUGAUGGCUUCUCGGAUUCCCACAAUGCGCUGCGUAUACUCAAGUUCUUUGAAUCCACUUAUAUUCCACCUUCCUAUAUAUCAGAGAUGGAAAAAGUUGCUAAGCAAGGAGAUACUAUUUUGGUGUCUGGGAUGAAAACAGGGAGUUCUAAAAUAGAAGCAAGAAUAGAGGAAAACAUCUAUAUGCAUGUACAACCUGCAGAAGUCAGAUUGCUCAUUUUGGAAAACAUCCUUUUAAAUCCAGCGUAUGACGUUUAUCUUCUGGUAGGAACAUCAGUUCAGUACAGAGUUCAGACAGUCAGGCAAGGGAAGAUCACAGAAUUACGAAUGCCGUCAGAUCAGUAUGAGCUGCAGCUACAGAACAGCAUGCCAGGUCCCGAGGGAGAUGCCUCAUGGCCAGUUGCCAAGUUGGACCAGGCAAGCUCAGUUGUAACUGCACUGCGGCGGGGACAAACUAACCUCGUACUGGGGCACAAGAGUAUUCGCAUGCAGGGGGUUUCCAGGCUGCCCAACAGCACUGUCUACGUUGUGGAUCCUGGGUAUUUAGGAUUUACAAUUCAACCAUGUGACAGAUGGGUCCUAGAAACAGGGAGACUUUAUGAAAUUUCAAUUGAAGUGUAUGAUAAAUCGAGCAAUAAGGUGUAUUUAUCUGAUAGUAUCAGAAUUAAUGCAGAGCUGCCCAAAGAAUAUUUUGAGGUGCUGAAGUCAUCUCUGAAUGGAUCAUAUCAUUAUGUGAAAGCAAUAAAGAAGGGUCAGACUGUUCUCGAUGCUGCACUGACAUCAGUAGUGGAUCAGGAUGGAGGCGUUCAUACAUUACCAGUUCCAGUGAAAAACCAACAAGAUGUUGAAAUAUAUGCUCCUAUAGUUCUUUCCCCCAGCAUUUUGACGUUUCCUUGGCAGCCCAAAGCAGGAGUCUACCAGUACACCAUACAGGCUCAUGGUGGAAGUGGAAAUUUCAGCUGGACCUAUUCUAACCAGGCCGUUGCUACAGUGAGUGCCAAAGGAGUAAUGACAACUGGAAGUGAUCUUGGCAUCAGUGUUAUUCGGGCAACUGAUCUUCAGAAUUCGAUACAUCAUGGAGAAAUGAGGGUGUACGUAACUGAACCUACUGGGAUGGAGUUCACACCCUGUCAAGUUGAAGUAUAUGUUGGCCAAAUACUGGAGCUGCCCCUGAAGAUCAGUGGCCUGACGGAUAUUGAAAAGGGUGAGAUAGUCCCACUGAGCGACUGCUCACACUUCGAUCUAGCUGUGGAAGUAGAAAACCGUGGUGUGUUCAGGCCACUUCAAGGAAGGCUUCAGCCAACUGCUGAUUUUUGUAGUGGAGUCAGAGUGAAAGCUGAAACUCGAGGAUAUACAACACUUACGGUCAGCUACGCCCAUGGUCACGUCCACCUCAGUGCCAGCAUCACCAUUGCUGCUUAUCUACCAUUAAAAGCCAUUGAUCCUCUGACUGUUGCUUUAGUGACUUUGGGUUCCUCUAAAGAUAUGUUAUUUGAAGGAGGACCUAGACCAUGGGUACAAGAACCUUCAAAGUUCUUCAGGAAUGUCACCGCUGAAGAUGAAGAAAGUGUUGGUCUGUCUUUAUUUGGACCUCCUAAGUCUCAAAAUAACAUCCAGCAUUGGGUUAGAGUGUCUUGCAAAAGCCUCGGGGAGCAAGUCAUUGUCUUAAAGGUUGGAAACAACCCCACAGUCACCAACCCUUUUCCAGCGGUUGGGUCUGCUGCAGUGAAGUUCAUCUGUGCUGUCCCUUCCCGACUCACUUUGACUCCUGUUUAUACAAGUCCUCAGCUUGAUCUCUCCUGCCCCUUGCUGCAACAAAACAAGCAAGUGGUUCCUGUUUCAAAUCACCGCCAUCCAGUUUUGGAUUUGGCUGCAUAUGACCAACAGGGCAGUAGAUUUGAUAACUUCAGUUCUCUCAGUGUUACCUGGGAAUCAUCAAAACCGUCCUUAGCUAAUAUUGAGCCUGAUAUGCCAAUGGAGCUGACUCUGAAAGAAGAUGGAAGUGGUCAAAAGAGAAUGCAUGGCUUACAAACUGUUGCGGUUCAUCAUGAGUCUGGAACAGCCACCAUCUCUGCAGCUGCAUCAGAAUACCAGCAGUCCCAUCUCCAGGCAGCGAAAGUCAAAACACAGAAUGAACCUCUUCUACCAAUUUCUGCCACUAUUGAACUAAUGCUAGUUGAGGAUGUAAAAGUAAGCCCUACUGAUGUCUCCAUUUACAAUCACGCUGACAUACAGGCAGAACUUUUCAUCAAAGAAGGUUCUGGGUAUUUUUUCAUUAAUACUAGUGUUCCAAACAUUGUAAGAGUGACUCAUGAAGAAACUCAAGGUAUUGCUUUGGUGCAUCCCCUGCUGCCAGGAUCGGUGACUGUGAUGAUUCAUGACUUGUGUUUGGCUUUCCCUGCACCAGCCAAAGCUGAAAUUUAUGUCUCUGAUAUCCAGGAGCUGUAUGUCCGAGUUGUUGACAAGGUGGAAAUUGGGAAAACGGUUAAAGCUUUUGUCAGAGUUCUGGAUGACUCUAAGAAACCUUUCCUGGCAAAAUACUUUGCUGUGAUGGAUCUAAAGCUAAAGGCAGCAUCUCAGAUUGUGUCACUCAUCCCACUCAGUGAAGCUCUUGAUGACCACACUGCUGCUUUUCUUGUCCAUGGGAUGGCCAUUGGUCAGACUAGUCUUAUGGCAACUGUUGGUGACAAGAGAGGACAAAGAAUCAAUUCUGCUCCACAGCAGAUCGAAGUCUUUCCUCCUUUUAGGCUGCUACCAAGAAAGGUGACUGUGAUCACUGGGGCCAUGAUUCAGAUCACUUCAGAAGGAGGCCCUCAACCUCAGUCCAACAUCAUUUUCUCCAUCAGCAAUGAGAAGGUUGCAUCAGUGAACAGCAUGGGAUUUGUCACAGGAGUGGCGGUCGGGAAUGGGACGGUGACAGGAGUGGUGCAAGCUGUCGAUGCAGAGACAGGAAAGCUUGUUGUGGUGUCUCAGGACAAAGUGGAAGUUGAAGUAGUACAGCUCACAGGUGUUAGAAUUCAUGCGCCAAUAACACGAAUGAAAACUGCAACACAGAUGCCAGUUUAUGUAAUGGGCACCACCAGUAGUCAGACUCCUUUUUCAUUUGGCAAUGCAGUGCCAGGAUUAACAUUCCACUGGUCUGUCACCAAGAGGGAUAUUCUGGAUAUCAAGACAAGACACAGUGAGGCUUCUUUUCAGCUUCCUGCAAAAUACAACUUUGCAAUGGAUGUUUAUGGCAGAGUAAAGGGAAAAACAGGCCUGAAAGUUGUUGUUAAGGUCCUUGAUCCUGCAGCAAAUCAGUUUUACAACAUGGCAAGAGAACUGUCUGAUGAAAUCCAAAUUCAGGUGUUUGAAAAGCUUCAUCUAAUCACUCCAGAAGUAGAAACAGAGCAGAUCUUAAUGUCGCCAAAUUCCUUUAUUAAACUUCAGACAAACAGGGACCGAGUGGCUUCACUGCAUUACCGUGUCCUGGAUGGACCAGAAAAAGUUCCUGUUGUAAAAAUCGAUGAGACAGGUUUCCUUAACUCUGGGUCUUUGGUAGGAUCAUCAACAAUUGAAGUGAUUUCACAGGAAUCGUUUGGGAUCAACCAGACCAUUGUAGCUACGGUUAAGGUCUGCCCCAUCUCAUACCUACGAAUCUCCAUGAGUCGUGUUCUGCACACACAGAACAAAGAGGCAUUGCUGGCUCUUCCCCUGGGUGUGACGCUGACCUUCACAGUCCAUUUUCAUGACAACUCUGGAGACACUUUCCAUUCACAUAACUCCGUGCUCAACUUUGCAACAAACAGAGAUGACUUUGUCCAGUUUGGGAAAGGAGCCACAAACAACACCUUUGUAAUCCGGACUGUAAAUGUUGGCUUGACCUUGCUGAAAGUCUGUGAUGCAGAACAGAGUGGAAUUGCAGACUACAUCCCACUUCCUGUGCAACAUGCCAUUUUUCCUGAGCUCACGGAUGUGGUGGUAGGCGAUGUGCUCUGUUUGAGCACCUCCCUGCUGAACCAAGAAGGCCCGCCGGGCACAUGGAGCUCCUCACUAAGCAACGUGCUUCAGGUCGACCCCAAGACUGGUGCAGCCAUGGCGAGGGAGGCCGGUGUUGUCACCAUCUACUACGAGAUCCCUGGAUCCCUGAAAACCUACAGAGAGGUAUUGAUUAACGUACCUCAGAGGACUACAGCAAUGCAUGUAAGUGGAGUCAAAGCAAGCUUACAGGGAGUUGCAGCCUCCAAAGUAGUCGUUUCAGUUGGAGAAAGAAAUACAAACUUGAGAGGGGAGUGCUCACCUGCUCAGAUCGAAGCCAUUUCUGAAUUACAACCACAGUCCAUUAUCAGCUGCCAUCUGGGUUUUAGCAACGGUGUGUUUGACUUCCCAGCACGGGAUAUUUUUCUAGCAGAACCUGGAUUUGAUGCAGUUUCAGGACAUUACACCUGUUCCAUCACAAUGCACAGGCUCACUGACAAGCAGCUGAAGCAGCUCAGCAUGAGUAGAACUGCUCUCAGAGUUACAGCUUCGAUCCAAAGCAGCCACUUCUCUGGGGAGCAGAUCAGUACUGAGGUGCCAUUCAAUCCCGGCUUUUAUGCUGACCAAACGGAAAUGCUUUUAAGCAAUCGUUACACGAGCUCCGAUGUGAAAAUAUUUGGUGCCACCGAAAUUCUUGAUACCCUGGAGGUGAAAUCUGGAUCACCAAGAGUGAAGGCAUUUGAGAAGGAGAAAUCCUAUGGGCUGCCUAGUUAUGUAGUCUACACUGUUAGUCUGUCUGACCCAAGAGUUUCAAGCCAGGGAUCCUUAUCAACCACUCUUACUGUCUCUAGUCCUGUGACUGACCAGUCUAUCACCAUCCCAGUGACAGUGAUUUACUUGACUGACAGAACCAGUGCACCAGUGAAACAUGGAGCCAGCCUGUUCCAGCACUUUCUUGAUUCUUACCAAGUAAUGUUCUUCACGCUUUUUGCACUACUAGCAGGGACAGCUGUUAUGAUUAUAGUCUAUCAUGCAGUUUUCUCACCCAAAGAAGAGCACAGUCAUCCAGCAUUUACCCCAAGGACCACUCCUCAACACACCUAUAAUAGUUUCUCCGCAUCACCUGUGCUUCCCUUCAGUCCUCAGUCCUCAAGCAGGAAAACAAGCCCAUCUUCCACGCUCUGGAGCACAGGCUAUGGUUCCCGUUAGGGGCAGCAGGACUCAUCCUUGUGCGCUAGGGCUGGAAAAGCAGAAAAAUACAAAAAUGAGUGCCUUUAACAAUUGUGACUGUCAGAACUUUCACAGUUUUGCUGUAAUUCAUCUCUGGAAUUGGAACUGGCUUCUUUUUUAUUUUUUAAUAUGUAUUUAGAGCUUUUUGAAUUUUUUGCCUUAUUUUUUUUUGUCAGUGUUCACUUCUUUGGAAUUUCCUUUACCUGCUGUUUUACACUUAGAUGACAAGGCUGGCUGGACAGAAGCCGAGUUUAUGCUGAGCUUUCUUGCACUCUUCAAGCAACUGGAGGUUAUGUCUAAGUGAUAGAGGUAAAAAAUGUUGUGGGUUUUUUGUUUGUUUUUUUGUAAAAAAUUUUGAUGAACUUUUUUUAAAAAGGGAAAUAGAAAAAUAGGUCAAAUAUGAGCCAAAACUAUGAAGAGAUUGUAUAUUUCAAAGAACUAUUUUUUAUUUUGAGUUCUAAAGACUCAGGAAUGUACUGCACUGAUAAGUGUUCUCACAUUCAGCCUUACAAUGCCAUUCAUCACCAUAAUGUGCUGGUUUAACAUUAGGAAUGCUGGAACAACUGUGAAUAAUUUGGAGCUGUUUCUACAACAACAAAAACCAAGAAAACCAAAACUCUCUUAGUGCAGCUUCCUUCGAGUACAAUUGCAGUAUUCCUGUCUUGUUACUGUAAGCACUUUUUUUGGACUGGAAUGUGAAAGCAUGUGCAAGCAUGUGCCUUUGAAGUGGACCUUUCU
Molecule: messenger RNA, 6490 nt
Organism: Pezoporus flaviventris
Lineage: Eukaryota; Metazoa; Chordata; Aves; Psittaciformes; Psittacidae
Gene: NUP210
Product: nucleoporin 210
Exons: 40
Coding region: 71-5731 (1886 amino acids)
Cellular component (GO): nuclear pore
Source: RefSeq, a predicted model, not a curated record